Molecule: messenger RNA, 4577 nt
Organism: Coregonus sp. 'balchen'
Lineage: Eukaryota; Metazoa; Chordata; Actinopteri; Salmoniformes; Salmonidae
Source: the annotation of a GenBank genome assembly
AUGGACUGUCUGCCCUACAUGGCCGGGGGAGAGUGGGGGAAGGUGAGUAGAGAUGUUGCAGAGGGAUGAAGAGGGAUGGAUGGAUGGAGGGAGGUAGAGUGGGGGAAGGUGAGUGGAGGUGGAGGGAGGGAGGGAGGGAGGGGAGGGAGGGGGGAAGUGUCAGGAACUGUAAGAGGGAGAGUGAAAGGAGGAGGGCAUUCCAUUUUGAUUCCACAUAAAGUUGUAAACAAAUACAAUUGUCACAUAGUUGCUGCAUCAUGAAUGUGUGUGUUACAGUGCUCUGUGUCCUGUGGUCUGGGGAUCCAGCGUAGGGAGCCAGUGUGUCGGCGGCUGACCUCAGCUGGACAGCAGGUGACGCUGGCUAGGAGGCUCUGCAAUGGCCUCUCCUCUCCACCCCUGGUCAGGACCUGCCGAAUGAUCACCUGCCCUAGUGAGUACACACACACACACACACACACACACACACAUGCACACACACACACACACACACUCAAACACACACACACACUCUCAUACACAACACAUUACACACACACAAACAAACACACACACACACACACACACACACAUACACACUUCCCAUGUCUGCAGGUCUGGAGAAUAUGUCAUGUCGUGUUCCGUCUGAUGUCAGUGCUCCAUAAAGCCCAACUCUACAGAGAUGUGACACACCAGAUUAGAGAUUCUGAAAACAUACUGUGCCUGCGUCCCAAAUGGCACCCUAUUCUCUGUAUAGUGCAUUACUUUUGAGCUGGACCCAUAGGGCUCUAGUCAAAAUUAGUGUACUAUAUAGGGAGUAGGAUACCAUUGGUCCCUGGUCAAAAGUAGUGCACUAGGGAAUAGGGUGUCAUUUGGGACGCAUUCACUGUGAACAUACUAUGCGUGAGUAGGAGUCUUAAAUAUGUACACUUGAAAGUGAUCCAAAGUAGUAUAGGGAAUAGGGUGCUAUUUGGGGUCCAGCCUCUGUGGCCAUAAUGUGCGUGAGUACAACGUCUGGAAAGUGAUUACCCAUGAGAAUACAAACACUAGAACAUGACCCGUCCUUCAAAACGACUGUUCUUUAUCAGGCUCAGUUCUCACUUUGAAUGUUUACAUUUGAACUGACUAAUCAAAAAAAUUAAUAUAUAUAUAUAUAUAUCUACCUACAGUAUGUAAAUGUUAUCUAUGCUAACGUACAAACAGUACACCAUUACUGACCGUAAUCUACACAUGCACGAGUGCACACACACACGCACACACACAAACACACACACACACACACACUGUAAGCCAACUACUGCUCAGUGCAGCCAAGAAACGCAUAGCGUACUUCCAGAAUGAAGACAACAUCUGAAAAGCAUACAGAAGGAAGGUCAACGGUUGUUCACUGAGUGUGUGUGUGUGUUCACACUGUAAAGGAAAUAGUCCACUGUCCUACGGUGUGUGUGUGUGUUCACACUGUAAAGGAAAUAGUCCACUGUCCUACGGUGUGUGUGUGUGUUCACACUGUAAAGGAAAUAGUCCACUGUCCUACGGUGUGUGUGUGUGUUCACACUGUAAAGGAAAUAGUCCACUGUCCUACGGUGUGUGUGUGUGUUCACACUGUAAAGGAAAUAGUCCACUGUCCUACGGUGUGUGUGUGUGUUCACACUGUAAAGGAAAUAGUCCACUGUCCUACGGUGUGUGUGUGUCCCAAAGUGUUGACUGUGUGUCUGACAGCUACCAUCUCUCUGAACUGCCUCAACAGAGAGAGGACAUACAACACAUGAUUGAGUGCCUCACAAAUGUCACAGCUACUCCUUAAAGGAAGUGUGUGGUGUGUGUGUGUGUGUGCCUGUGUGUGUACGCCAGUGUGUGUGUGUGUGUGUGUGUGUGUGUAUGCGCAUGUGUGUGUGUUUGAGAAACUGUCCUACCCAGCUGCUGCUUAUGAGGGCUAGGGUCAGAGUGGGGUCAUGGCGUGUGUGUGUGUGUGUGUGUGUGUGUGUGUGUGUGUGUGUGUGUGUGUGUGUGUGUGUGUGUGUGUGUGUGUGUGCGUGUCUGUGAUGUGCGCGCAUGCCCGUGCCUCUGUACAUGUGUAUGAACUUUCAACAUGUCAGUUUACUGCACCCAUAGCUUCACAAUAGGGUAGUGUGUUUACUGUGUGUUGUGUUUGGAGACAUUGGAUGGAUUGACUUCACAUUAACCAAAUAAUUUUCUCUCCUCUGCUCUCAUGCUAGCCUCAGGCUACGUCCCAAAUAGCACCUUAUUCCCAAUAUAGUGCACUACUUUUCACCAGGGACCAUAGGGCUCUGGUCAAAAGUACUGCACUAUGUAGGGAAUAGGGUGCCAUUUGGGACGUAGCCUCAGAGUCCCAAGCACAAGGUCAUGUUGCCUCAUCCUUCUAGCCCAGACCUUAUCUCAUUCCCUGUUAUCAAAGCUAAUGAUAUCAAAUCCACAUGAUUAACUUGGCCACAGAGAGGAUGCAUCCUAAAUGGCCCCAUAUUCACCAUGUAGUGCACUACUUUUGAGCAGAGCCCACAUUGCCUCACAGUCUAAGUAUGUGACCAUACAGGCUCUGGUCACUACAUAGGGAAUAGGGUGCCAUUUGGGACGCAAACAGAGAGUAUGUUAGAGGGAGGGUCCGCAUGCAUUGCCUCACAGUCUAAGUAUGACCAUCGGUCAGUACGAGACAGAAAUUACAGCGAUUGAAAGACUGCUCUUUUGUGAGAGGUUGGUUUUAAGUCCAGCUGAUUCCAGACAAAAUAGGGUUUAACAUCUUGUUCUCUAGUAAUUGGUUGGCUCUUUUAUAAUUUUAAGAUUUAAGAUCACUUUAUUGGUCAAUUGCACACAAGGUCCAACCAGAAUUAGACUUCUGCUUUUAAUCCAACCCCUCCAAAGACACACAGGUUUUGUGGAGGUACAGGGGGCUGCCACACUGGGUGCCCCGGGGAGCUGUUGUUGUUUGGGGUUAACUGCCUUGCCCAAGGGCACAACGGUAGGCAAUGGGAUUUGAUACCAGCAACCCUCCGGUUGCCAGCUCACUUCCCACCAGAUUUUUCUCGUCGGUCCCGGGAUUUGAACUGGCAACCAUCCUGUUGCCGGCUUGCCUCUCUAACCGCUAGGCUAACUGCCACCCGAAUUAUGGUAAUUGUGUCAAAUCAUUAUUCCGAAUCAAAUAAUUAUCAUAAUGUCAGAUAAACUGUAGGUUUUAUUUAUGAUAUUUUGUGUUAGUUGUAAAGUUGUUUUUAUCCUUCUUCUAAACCUUCAUGCUAUAGCCUAUAUUCAUCAUGUGAGUAAAUUACAAUGGUUUAAUUCACUGUAAGAGGCUGACCUCUGUUGUUUUCUCUCUCUCUCUCUCUCUCUCUCUCUCUCUCUCUCUCUCUCUCUCUCUCUCUCUCUCUCUCUGUCUCUGUCUCUGUCUCUGUCGCUGUCUCUCUCUGUCUCUCUCUGUCUCUCGCUCUCUGUGUCUCCCUCCCUCCCUUCCUCUUUCCCUCCAUCUAUCCCUCCUUUCAGAGCAUAAGAAAGAGUUGAACCCCAGACAGCCUGUGAAGGAAUCAUCCAGAAUCAACCAGCAGCCCACAAAGCAGACAGGGAAGGAAGCAUUAAAGGAAACAAUCAAGGAGCCAGUGAAGCGUUGUCCAUUGAUUCUAGGCCUGAGUCGUAUCUACAUCCAGACCCGGCAGGAGAAACGCCUCCACCUGACCAUCGGGGGGCGUGCUUACCUCCUACCUAAAACCUCCCUGAUCAUUAAAUGUCCUGUCCGGCGCUUCCAGGUUGGAUCCUAUUCCCUUGGUCUUUAUUGUUGUAAUGGAUGAGAACAUAUGCCAUGGCUGGGGUUUCCAACUAUGACUGGACAUUUAAAAUGACUUACAUUUCAUUUUGUAGAUUCAUUCCGGCAAUAGACAAAUCUCCCUGACUAGCUGUUCUGCUCAGCUUGUCAGGAGGUUAAGGCCAUUCUAAAUUGAGAGGUUGGCAUCCUUAGCUCUUAUUUUUGCCUUGUGUUUUGUCUUGUAUGUUGUAUCCAGAAAUCCUACAUCCGUUGGGAGAAGGACGGCCAUCCCCUGCCCAGCUGCAAGCGUCUGGGCAUCACCAAAUCUGGGUCUCUAAAGAUCCACAGCCUAGGUGUCGUGGACAGCGGGGUGUAUGUGUGUAUCGCCGGCCCUGCCUCCGACACAUUCACCCUUAAACUGAUUGGCAGCGACAGCAGACUGAUCGACCGACCGGUCGAGAACGAAUCGGACCCCGAACCCGGCCUAGACCUGACCAGGAUUCAACCGCGAUUCAACCCUCAGGACUGGGACCCCCAGGGUCUUCCUCACUGCCUCCCCUUUACCCCCAGCCUCAAAGGUCCCAGUCUGUCUCUGCUGCCCUCCAGUGGUGUGGAGGCCUCGGUUCUGCAGGUGCAGGCGGGGGCCUCCGGGCUGCAGCCCUGGAGCCUGGAGGAGAGGGUGAGGAACGUGAGUUUACAGGCGGAGACAGGAGAGAUCAGCCAGGACCAGGCUUCUCAGAUCAUCUACACCCUCAUCACAGAGAUGGCUGGAGCACAACAGGCCUCCACAGAGCAGUGGAGAGGGACCAAGGAGGAGACGGGGAACCCAAAAGGUAACGUUUUGUUACGAUAG